AUGAUCCGCGGCUCGCAGAUCCGAGGAUUCAACAUACCGAAAUCCCUUGAAGUCCUGAAAGCGACGUUAUUUGCGGACGAUACGACGGUGUACCUGGCGGAAGAGGAUGAUUUUGGGAUCCUGCAAAGGGUGCUGGACACCUGGUGUUCGGCAGCCAAGGCAAAGUUCAACCUGCGGAAGACGGAAAUAAUUCCCAUUGGGACAAAGGAGUAUAGGAAGAGAGUAAUUGACACCUACAAAGAGACGGGCGCAUGGGGAAACUACCCGGCAGGUGUCCACUUAGCCGAGGAAGGAGAGGCAGUAAGAAUACUAGGAGCGUACUUUGGAAAUGAAGCGGAACAAAGUAAGAUAUGGGACCCGAAAAUCAAGAAGAUGGAAGGCGUACUGGAGCGAUGGAGUCUGAGCCCCUCGACAGUGAUAGGGAAACGACACACUACGCAGAUGAUGGUGGGGGGGAUGUCGCAAUUUCUAGCGAACGUCCAAAGAAUGCCGGCGACGGUAACGAAGAAACUGAUGAAAAUGAUCAGAUCGCACAUAUGGGACGGGAAGAAGCACGUUCCCGUUGCAAUGGAACACUUGUACCUACCAGUUGAAGAAGGAGGGUUGGGUGUACUUGACGUUGAAGCGCGGAACGAGGCGAUAGAUGUAAUGUGGCUCAAACUGUACUUGAGCUCGGGGAGCGAGAGGCCGCUGUGGGCGUACGCCCAGAAGGAGUGUUCAACGGCAGACUCAGCAUGGAAGUACCCCGGGACGGCCCGGAACUGGUGGAGGUCGCGACAGACGGAGCGUGCGACCGAAAUGGAGAGCUAA
Molecule: messenger RNA, 810 nt
Organism: Trametes versicolor FP-101664 SS1
Lineage: Eukaryota; Fungi; Basidiomycota; Agaricomycetes; Polyporales; Polyporaceae
Exons: 2
Coding region: 1-810 (269 amino acids)
Source: RefSeq, a predicted model, not a curated record